AUGAAACUUUUUAUCAAUAUCAUUACUAUAAUUAGUCUAUUUGUUGAACCAAUUAUAAGUAUAGAUGUUUGUACUAAUGUACAAUGUAAAUGCAACCAUCAUUUCACCAAUGUAUAUUGUGAUUCAAAAGGUUGGACAAGUUUAAAUACUAUAGAAUUUCCUUCACGUGUUCGUACUUUAACACUAAUUAAUAAUAAAUUGAAAUUCGAUACAACUGAUGAUCGUUCAAAGAUCGAAAAUUUAACAAGUCUACUAGAUUUAAGUCUUAAUCAAAAUCCAAUUGAAAUAAUUCCACCAUUUAAUAAUUCAAAAAUUCGUUCAAUUUCAUUACAAGAUACAUCAAUAACAUCAGUUAAAUUUCCUUCAACUUAUUUGAAUUUAUUUUUAGAAACUAUAUCACUUAGUAAUAAUAAAAUUCAUACAAUUGAUGAAAAUGAUUUUAUUGCUUUGAAAAAUUCUAAAGUUAAACGAUUACAUAUAGAUAGUGCAAGUCUUUCAACAAUUCAUCAAAAUGCAUUUAUCCCAUUAAUACAACUUCAAUCAUUAUCAUUAAAAAAUAAUCAAUUAAAAUCAUGUGAAUUUUUAUCAACAUUUCGUUUAUUAUCAUCUAUUAAACUUGAUGGAAAUCGAUUUACUUCACUUCCACAAGAAUUAUUAUUAAAAAGAAAUAUUAAUUACUUUUUUAGACAAAAUUUAAUAUCAAUUAUUGAUGAAUCAUCACCAUUAUAUACAUGGCUUAAAAACAAUUAUACAAAUAAUAAAAUUUAUUUAGCUAAUAAUUCAUUUGAUUGCUGUCGAUCAUUAUGGUUUAUUCGUUUUUUAAAUACAUCUUCACAUUUUGUUGGUGAUGCUUCAUCAUUAACAUGUGCAACACCAUCAAAUUAUGCAGGAAAAAAAUUAAUUGAACUUAAUCCUGAUGAAAUGAAUUGUAGUGGAGUUUUACCAAAUGGAACAUGGUGGACCACUGGUCGAAUUAUUGCUGUGGUCAUUGGAGGUUCAGCUUUUAUUUUAACUUCGAUUGUUAUUAUAGUUAUCAUGACUCGUCGUCAACGAGUACGUUCAGGUUAUACAGAAAUCGGUGGAAUAGACGAUCCAUCACCGAAUACUGCAUUAUUAUCAUCAUCUAAUGAACCUCCAUUUCCACCAUAUGGUGAAGAUAAUGAUGCUGUUUCAACAUAUUCUACUGCUCCUUCAAGAAAUACAGUUGGAUCACAUAUAACAUCAGUUAGCACUGCUGGUGGAAUUCCAGCAAAUGAUGAUAAUCAAAUUUGA
Rotaria sordida is the source of this 1272-nucleotide messenger RNA. The record is from the annotation of a GenBank genome assembly. NCBI's taxonomy places the organism in Eukaryota, Metazoa, Rotifera, Eurotatoria, Philodinida, Philodinidae.